UGGCGUGGGUGGAACAUCUAGAUAGAUAAUGAUGGCCGCUGUCUGGUUCAUGAUUCUUUUGACAUUUUCCAUACAAAUGCAAGCUCAAGCUAAAGAUAUUCCUAUUCCCAAUUACAACAUCAAUCUUGACCUCCCUCCAAAUGAGCGCUGGAAGCAAGUAGCCAUUGACUACAGUCAAAGCCUAAAGGAACUGAUUGAUUACUUCAGAGAGAUAAUUGGAAACAACUCUUAUCACAUGCUCUCCAUCAUGGCUGCCAGCCUAGAACGUUAUUACCCUCAAGAAUAUGCUCAGGAGAUGAUGAGUUUUGUGACUUACGGUCAGAUCACAGUCGGUGACAUAGUAAUAUGGAACAUGCUUGAUGAGUUAACUGCAUACGUACAUCAGUCCUACCCUCCAUCAUCUCACUACUCCUCUUCGUCUAUUCCAUUCUUCUCCACUGAUCAUGGUGCUUGUACCAGCAUCCUUGCAACUACAAAGGCUGGUAAAAUAAUUCACGGGCGGAACCUUGACUAUGGUGGACCGUUACGUAAGCUAGCAGUGACAGUCCAUUUCCAAAGGAAUGGCAUCACGGUAUACAGUGGAACAACAUUUGCUGGCUACGUCGGAAUUUUGACUGCUGUUAAACCGGGGCGGUUCUCUAUAACACAGAACGAUCGAUACNAUGGGGACUGGACGUUAAAUGUCAAGCAAGCAUCAAUGCUGGGAACUAAUAGUUUCCUGGCUUUAAAGGUUCGCGACCUUCUUGAUGACCCUUCGUCUGAUUUUGAAAAGGUCGUGGAUACGAUCGUCAACACUCAAUUUAUAGGCCCAUUUUAUGCUAUAGUGGGAGGAGUCAGUGGAGAUGAAGGAGCUAUUAUAACUCAUAAUAGAACAGCUGGUAUUGAUGUGUGGAGACUGAACAGUUCUGAGAAUCGCUGGUUUAUACUUGAGACUAAUUACGAUCACUGGACACCACCUCCUGAAAGUGAUGACAGACGAGAUCCAGCUAAUAAAAUGAUGAAUGAGACUGGAUUAUCUAAUAUAUCUAGUGAUUCUAUAUUCAAGAUACUGUCAACUCCUCCAAUAUUGAAUGAUGGUACCAUAUUUACUGUACUGAUGUCUGCUGCUGACCCAACUCUAUAUACUGGAUGGAUUAGGGAACUGUCCUAAUAGGGAUGGUUAUUGUGUUUAAUUACUAUUAUGUAGUUAUAAUUAUACUGUUUUUUGUCUUUCAAGCUUUUCAAACUUCAUUCUUACAAGA
Molecule: messenger RNA, 1241 nt
Organism: Amphimedon queenslandica
Lineage: Eukaryota; Metazoa; Porifera; Demospongiae; Haplosclerida; Niphatidae
Product: N-acylethanolamine-hydrolyzing acid amidase-like
Exons: 2
Coding region: 29-1150 (373 amino acids)
Biological process (GO): fatty acid metabolic process
Cellular component (GO): lysosome
Molecular function (GO): fatty acid amide hydrolase activity
Source: RefSeq, a predicted model, not a curated record